Molecule: messenger RNA, 1634 nt
Organism: Ilyonectria robusta
Lineage: Eukaryota; Fungi; Ascomycota; Sordariomycetes; Hypocreales; Nectriaceae
Product: family 18 glycoside hydrolase
Exons: 3
Coding region: 257-1459 (400 amino acids)
Biological process (GO): chitin catabolic process; carbohydrate metabolic process
Cellular component (GO): extracellular region
Molecular function (GO): chitin binding; chitinase activity
Source: RefSeq, a predicted model, not a curated record
CGAACAACAAGCUCCUCCAUCUCGUCCCCACCUUUCGGCCCCUCUUCUCAGCAUUAGCUACCUGCUACCCCCCUCUACACAGUACGGAUACGGCGAUAAAUAGCUUCCCAUCACGGAUCCUCGACAGCAGCGGCCUGGUUCACGGAUUGGAAGUGUCCCGCAGCUUGCAUCUCUCCUCAUCGGCGCCCUUGUUGCCCUAUUCUUAGCCCUCUACUUCCGCAGCUCUCCUUCCGACCAUCACCUUCCAACCGCUACCAUGGGUGGAGGAUAUGAAGGCUUCCGCACCGUUGCCUACUACGUCAACUGGGCCAUCUACGCCCGCAAGCACCGUCCCCAGGACCUGCCCGCCGAGAAGCUUACCCAUGUUCUCUAUUCCUUUGCCAAUGUCCGUAGCGACACCGGUGAGGUCCACCUGACCGACUCCUGGGCCGACACCGACAUCCACUGGGAGGGAGACUCCUGGAACGACUCCGGCACUAAUCUUUACGGCUGCCUGAAGCAACUCAAUCUCCUCAAAAGGCGCAACCGCAACCUCAAGGUUCUCUUGUCCAUCGGAGGGUGGACCUACAGUUCCAAUUUCAAGGGUCCCGCCAGCACACCGCAGGGCCGACAGACCUUCGCCAAGUCCAGCGUUGAGCUGCUGAAGACGCUCGGCUUCGACGGCAUCGACAUUGACUGGGAGUACCCCCAGAAUCCCGACGAGGCCCGGAACUUUGUCGAGCUGCUAGCUGCUGUCCGCGAGGAGCUGGAUCUCUAUGCCCGAACCCUCAGCAACCCCAACCACCACUUCGAGAUCACUGUGGCGUGCCCUGCCGGUGCCCAGAACUAUGAGAAGAUGGACAUCCGCGGAAUGGACCGGUACUUGGACUUCUGGAAUCUGAUGGCCUACGACUACGCUGGCUCGUGGGACCAGGUCAGCGGCCACCAGGCCAACCUGUAUCCUUCUCGAGAGAACCCGGCGUCCACGCCCUUCUCAACGUCGGCCGCUCUCGAAUUCUACACCCGGAGCGGUGUCCACCCGUCAAAAAUCGUCCUCGGCAUGCCCCUCUACGGCCGUGCCUUUGAGAACACCGACGGGCCUGGCCGUCCCUUCCAGGGUAUUGGAGAGGGCAGCUGGGAGCAGGGCGUGCACGACUACAAGCGCUUGCCACUGGAGGGUUUCCAAGAGCACUCUGAUGGUCAUUGUAGUGCGACCUACUGCUACAACCCACAGCAGCGAAAGCUGGUCUCGUACGAUACCCCCGAUAUGGCGCGGAUCAAGGCCGAGUAUGUCAAGCAGCACCGCCUGGGCGGCGCCAUGUGGUGGGAGAGCAGCGCCGACAAGGAGGGAGACUCCAGCUUGAUCGGAACUGUAGUAAAUACCCUGGGAGGGCCGCAAGCGCUGAUGAGGCAGGAUAACUGCCUUGAGUACCCAGCGACCAAGUAUGAUAACCUCCGAAAUGGGUUCCCUCAGAACUAGUUAAGUGGAGCCAUGGUGGGCCAAGGUGGAUGAAGGAAUGAUCGCAUGAGCGGCUGAGUGUAUUGGCAUUGACCAAGGACAGACUCCAGAAUCCUAAAAAAGAGAAUGAAAUAAGUCCAAUGGGCUUGGAAUAGCAAUUGAUUGCAUGAUUCAAUGAAUUCUUUUAUGAAAUCAA